Messenger RNA from Esox lucius (northern pike), 2213 nucleotides. It is a transcript of the gene epyc, whose product is annotated as epiphycan. Bases 185 to 2164 code for a protein of 659 amino acids. Lineage: Eukaryota; Metazoa; Chordata; Actinopteri; Esociformes; Esocidae. The record is from RefSeq and is a predicted model, not a curated record. The transcript has 10 exons. Gene Ontology annotation, molecular function: protein binding.
ACAGACAGACGGUAGGGCACACUGCUCUGGUCUACCAGAGCACACACACCUACACACACAAACCCACACACCCUCCCUCUCCCCAGGACACUGAGCAACCCCUCACCAUUGGCCAGGUCCCCUAGCCCUCAGCAUCUCCAUCACGGCUGAAGGGACCAUUCGGAAAAGCAGGAGACAGAGGUGGAUGAUGAGGAUGUUGGCGAGGCUUGUCUUGGGACUCUUCGUCCUCAAAGCGGUGGUGGCUAGCCCCAGAUUUGCCCGGCAGUUGGAAUUAGACUCAUACGAAAGCAGCAACUAUGAUGAAGGACCAGAAAACUUGAAUGGGGAGAAUGUCUAUGAGUAUGGAAAUCAACUGACCAUUGAUGAACCCCAGAUAGAAAUCGGCACACUGGCCCCACCAGACUAUAGCAUUCCUGCAUCAAUGGAAGAGGAAGAAGAUUUGUCCCAAAAACCCCAGCUUAUCCCCCAAGGCUCAGGGGGGUCCGGAUUACUCAUGGGCCCCAACACACAGGGAGAGGAGGAGCUGCGCCUGAGUCCCAUUGACAUCCUUCAUAUCUCCGGGGACAGUGAUUGUUCUACAGGUUCUAGAGAUUUCGAUGGAUCUGGAUCCCUUGUAGUUUCCUGUUCUGGGAAACAUUUGGGUUCUGGAGGCUCUGGGGGUUCUGGUGACAUUGGUUCUGAGGUCUCGGGGGAUUCUGGAGAUUUUGUUUCCGGAGACUCUGGAGCUUCCGUAGACCUUGUUUCCGGAGACUCUGGGAAUUCCGGAGACCUUGUUUCUGGAGACUCUGGGGAAUCCGGAGACCUUGUGUCCGGAGACUCUGGCGAUUCCGGAGACCUUGUUUCCGGAGACUUUGGGGUUUCCGGAGACCUUGUUUCUGGUGACCCUGGGAUUUCCGGAGACCUUGUUUCUGGAGACUCUGGCAUUUCCGGGGAGAUUGUUCCUGGAGAAUCUGGGGUUUCUGGAGACUUUGUUUCCGGAGACUCUGGGGUUUCUGGAGACUUUGUUUCCGGAGACUCUGGGAUAUCCGGAGACUUUGGGGUUUCCGGAGACCUUAUAUCCGGAGAAUCUGGGGUUUCUGGAGACCUUAUUUCAGGAGACUCUGAGGUUUCCGGAGACAUUGUUUCUGGAGACCUUGUCUCCGGAGAUUCUGUGGAUUCGGGAGACCUUGUUUCUGGAGAGUCAGGAGUUUCCGGAGACCUUGUUUCCGGAGAAUCUGGGGUUUCCGGAGACCAUGUUUCCGGAGACGAUGAAAUUUCUGGUCCCAUAUUACUUUUUGGAGAGGAGGAGCUGCCCCUCAUUCCCACCAUUACACCCCAGGAGGCCUCAGGUUCUCCUGGGGAAUCAGGGGUCUCAGGUGAUUCAGGGAUCCAAGAGUCUGAAGACUUUGGCCCCACUGUGCCAGGGGUCACAAUAAUCCCUGACACUGAAAAAGAGGAUGAGCUGUUCCUGCCUACCACAGAAAUUCCCCCGGAGUCUGGAGGUAAAGUAGACUCAGGUCCCUCUGGGUACCCAGAGGUUGACUUGGACAUUAAAGGUAUGCCUACUUGCCUGCUCUGCACCUGUCUGGGUAGCUCUGUCUACUGUGACGACGUGAAGCUGACAACCGUGCCGCCUCUCCCGAAAGAGACCACUCACUUCUACGCUCGCUACAACCAAAUUACCAUGAUUAACAAGGGCGACUUCGCUCAGAUGAACAAACUGAAGAGGAUUGACCUGACCGCUAACGCGAUUAAGUUAAUUGCUGACGACGCGUUCUCCGGUCUGCCUGCGCUGGAAGAGCUGGUGCUUCGAGAGAACAGCCUGGCACAUCUUCCCGCUAUGCCAACCACAAUGACCCUAAUUGAUGGCAGCCACAACAACAUUGGAGCCACAGGGAUCCACAAAGAGGCUUUCAAGGACAUGACGGGCCUGCUCUACCUGUACCUGACUGACAACCACAUCAACCAUAUCCCUGUGCCCCUACCGGACAGCCUACGCUCACUGCACCUACAGCGUAACAACAUUCAGAUGAUGCACGAGGACACGUUCUGCAACCUGAAAGACUUCAACUACAUCAGAAACUCACUGGAGGACAUUCGCCUGGAUGGCAACCCAAUCAACCUCAGCAAUACCCCACAGGCCUACAUUUGCCUGCCCCGCGUCCCCAUUGGUGCCCUCAUCUAACCACACACGCCAUCAUACCCACAAAACUCUUUAGUCUGUCACAUAUGUA